This is a messenger RNA of Propithecus coquereli (Coquerel's sifaka), 5553 nucleotides long. It is a transcript of the gene TSC2, whose product is annotated as tuberous sclerosis 2. The coding region runs from base 23 to 5461 and encodes 1812 amino acids. Gene Ontology annotation, biological process: regulation of small GTPase mediated signal transduction; negative regulation of phosphatidylinositol 3-kinase/protein kinase B signal transduction; regulation of cell cycle. The record is from RefSeq and is a predicted model, not a curated record. The transcript has 41 exons. NCBI's taxonomy places the organism in Eukaryota, Metazoa, Chordata, Mammalia, Primates, Indriidae. Gene Ontology annotation, cellular component: TSC1-TSC2 complex; cytoplasm; nucleus. Gene Ontology annotation, molecular function: GTPase activator activity.
CUCUGGUGUGUCCCUGCCCACCAUGGCCAAGCCAACAAGCAAAGAUUCAGGCUUGAAGGAGAAGUUCAAGAUUCUGUUGGGACUGGGAACAUCAAGGCCAAAUCCCAGGUCUGCAGAGGGUAAACAGACGGAAUUCAUCAUCACGGCAGAAACCCUGAGAGAACUGAGUGUUGAAUGUGGCCUCAACAAUCGUAUCCGGGUGAUAGGGCAGAUUUGUGAAGUCGCAAAAACUAAGAAAUUUGAAGAGCAUGCAGUGGAAGCGCUCUGGAAGGCGGUCGCGGAUUUGCUGCAGCCAGAGCGGCCGCCAGAGGCCCGGCACGCGGUGCUGGCUCUGCUGAAGGCCAUCGUGCAGGGGCAGGGUGACCGCUUAGGGGUCCUUCGAGCCCUCUUUUUUAAGGUCAUCAAGGAUUACCCUUCCAACGAAGACCUCCACGAAAGGCUGGAAGUUUUCAAGGCCCUCACGGACAAUGGGAGACACAUCACCUACUUGGAGGAAGAACUGGCUGAGUUUGUUCUGCAGUGGAUGGAUGUCGGCCUGUCCUCAGAAUUCCUCCUGGUGCUGGUGAACUUGGUCAAAUUCAACAGCUGUUACCUUGAUGAACACAUCGCGUCGAUGGUUCACAUGGUCUGUCUGCUGUGCAUCCGGACUGUGUCCUCCAUGGACAUAGAGGUCUCGCUGCAGGUGCUGGAUGCCGUGGUCUGCUACAACUGCCUGCCAGCCGAGAGCCUCCCGCUGUUCAUCGUCACCCUCUGCCGCACCAUCAACGUCAAGGAGCUCUGUGAGCCUUGCUGGAAGCUGAUGCGUAACCUCCUGGGCACCCACCUUGGCCACAGCGCCAUCUACAACAUGUGUCGCGUCAUGGAGGACAGAGCCUACAUGGAAGACGCCCCGCUGCUGAGAGGAGCCGUGUUCUUCGUGGGCAUGGCUCUCUGGGGGGCCCACCGGCUGUACUCGCUCAAGAACUCUCCGACUUCUGUGCUGCCCUCGUUUUAUCAGGCCAUGACCUGCCCGAACGAGGUGGUGUCCUACGAGAUCGUCCUGUCCAUCACCAGGCUCAUCAAGAAGUACAGGAAGGAGCUCCAGGCCGUGACAUGGGACAUUCUGCUGAACAUCAUGGAACGGCUGCUUCAGCAGCUCCAGUGCCUGGACAGCCCAGAGCUCAGGACCAUCGUCCAUGACUUGCUGACCACGGUGGAGGAGCUGUGCGAUCAGAACGAGUUCCACGGCUCCCAGGAGAGAUACUUCGAGCUGGUAGAGAGAUGUGCGGACCAGAGGCCUGAGUCCUCUCUCUUAAACUUAAUAUCCUACAGAGCUCAGUCAAUUCACCCGGCAAAGGACGGCUGGAUUCAGAACCUGCAGCUGCUGAUGGAGAGAUUCUUCAGGAGCGAGUCCCGCGGCGCCGUGCGCAUCAAGGCGCUGGACGUGCUCUCCUUUGUGCUGCUCAUCAACAGGCAGUUCUACGAGGAGGAGCUGAUCAACUCAGUGGUCAUCUCACAGCUGUCCCACAUCCCUGAGGACAAAGACCACCAGGUCCGGAAGCUGGCCACCCAGCUGCUGGUGGACCUGGCGGAAGGCUGCCACACGCACCACUUCAACAGUCUGCUGGACAUCAUCGAGAGGGUCACGGCCCGCUCGCUCUCGCCACCGCCCGAGCUGGAGGAGAGGGAUGUGGCCGCGUACUCAGCGUCCUUGGAGGACGUGAAGACCGCCGUGCUGGGGCUCCUGGUCAUCCUUCAGACCAAGCUGUACACCCUGCCCGCCAGCCACGCCGUGCGUGUGUACAAGACGCUUGUCAGCCACGUCCAGCAGCACUACAAGCACAGUUACACGCUGCCCAUCGCCAGCAGCAUCCGGCUACAGGCCUUCGACUUCCUGAUGCUGCUGCGGGCUGACUCGCUGCACCGCCUCGGCCUGCCCAACAAGGAUGGGGUCGUGAGAUUCAGCCCCUACUGCCUCUGCGACUACAUGGAGCCUGAGAGAGGCUCUGAGAAGAAGGCCAGUGGCCCCCUGUCACCUCCCACUGGGCCGCCCGGCCCUGCGCCUGCCGGCCCCGCCGUGCGGCUGGGCUACCUGCCCUACUCCCUGCUCUUCUGCGUCCUGCUGCAGUGUUUGAAGCAGGAGACCGACUGGAAGGUGCUGAAGCUGGUCCUCAGCAAGCUGCCUGAGUCCCUGCGCUACAAGGUCCUCAUCUUCACCUCUCCCUGCAGUGUCGACCAGCUGUCUUCCGCCCUCUGCGCCAUGCUUUCAGGCCCAAAGACCCUUGAGAGGCUCCGAGGCACCCCGGAAGGGUUCUCUAGAACCGACCUGCAUUUGGCGGUGGUUCCGGUGCUGACAGCGUUAAUCUCUUACCAUAACUACCUGGACAAAAGCAAACAGCGCGAGAUGGUGUACUGCCUGGAGCAAGGCCUCAUCUUCCGCUGUGCCGGCCAGUGUGUGGUGGCCCUGUCCGUCUGCAGCGUGGAGAUGCCUGACAUCAUCAUAAAAGCGCUGCCUGUCCUGGUUGUGAAGCUCACACACAUCUCGGCCACGGCCAGCAUGGCUGUCCCGUUGCUGGAGUUCCUGUCCACUCUGGCCAGGCUGCCGCACCUGUACAGGAACUUCGCCGCGGAGCAGUACGCGAGCGUGUUUGCCAUCUCCCUGCCGUACACCAACCCCUCCAAGUUCAACCAGUACAUCGUGUGCCUGGCCCACCACGUCAUAGCCAUGUGGUUCAUCAGGUGCCGCCUGCCCUUCCGGAAAGACUUCGUCCCUUUCAUCACUAAGGGCCUGCGCUCCAACGUCCUCCUGUCUUUCGAUGACACCCCUGAGAAGGACAGCUUCAGAGCACGGAGCACCAGUCUCAACGAGAGGCCCAAAAGUUUGAGGAUAGCCAGACCCCCCAAACAAGGCUUGAAUAACUCUCCACCCGUGAAAGAGUCCAAGGAGAGCUGUGCAUCCGAGGCCUUCCGGUGCCGCAGCAUCAGUGUGUCUGACCAUGCGGUGCACAGCAGGAUACAGACGUCCCUCACUAGCGCCAGCCUGGGGUCCGCAGAUGAGAACUCCAUGGCCCAGGCUGAUGACAACCUGAAAAAUCUCCACCUGGAGCUCACAGAAACGUGCCUGGACAUGAUGGCCCGAUACGUGUUCUCCAACUUCACGGCGGUCCCCAAGAGGUCUCCUGUGGGGGAGUUCCUCCUGGCAGGCGGCAGGACCAAGACCUGGCUGGUUGGCAAUAAGCUUGUCACCGUGACAACAAGCGUGGGAACUGGGACCCGGUCGUUGCUCGGCCUGGACUCGGGGGAGCUGCAGGCUGGCCCAGAGUCAAGCUCCGACCCCAGCGUGCUCAUGACGCAGGCGAAAGAGGCGCCAGCCAAGCUGGAGUCCCAAGCCGGGCAGCAGGUGUCCCGUGGGGCCCGGGACCGGGUCCGCUCCAUGUCGGGGGGCCAUGGUCUUCGUGUUGGUGCUCUGGAUGUGCCGGCUGCCCACUUCCCGGGUGGCCCGGCUUCUCCAGGACCACAGACGGCAUCAGCCUCAAAGCCUGAGAAGGCCUCAGCGGGGGCCCAGAUUCCAACGCAGGAGAAGGCGACCCUGGCGGCCUGUGUGCCCCUGCUGACCCAGGGCUGGGCGGAGAUCUUGGUCCGGAGGCCCACAGGGAACACCAGCUGGCUGAUGAGCCUGGAGAACCCGCUCAGCCCCUUCUCCUCGGACAUCAACAACAUGCCCCUGCAGGAGCUGUCUAACGCCCUCAUGGCGGCCGAGCGCUUCAAGGAGCACCGGGACACGGCGCUGUAUAAGUCCCUGUCGGUGCCGGCAGCUGGCACGGCCAAGCCCCCUCUCCUCCCGCGCUCCAACACAGUGGCCUCUUUCUCCUCCCUGUACCAGUCCAGUUGCCAAGGAAAGCUGCACAGGAGCAUUUCCUGGGCAGACUCCGCCGUGGUCAUGGAGGAGGGAAGUCCCGGAGAGGCUCGCGUGCCAGUGGAGCCGCCCGAGCUGGAGGACCUGGAGGCAGCGCUGGGCCCAGACAGGCCCUGUGGGCGCGCCGGCGCUUACAGCAGGUCGUCCUCAACCUCCAGCCAGGAGGACAAGUCCUUCCACGCGGAGGAGCUGGCUGCCGGGGGCAUCCCCAUCGGGCGCGCUGUCUCCUCCGAGGGCGGCCGGCCCUCCGUGGACCUCUCCUUCCAGCCUUCGCAGCCCCUGAGCAAGUCCAGCUCCUCGCCCGAGCUGCAGACCCUGCAGGACAUCCUCGGGGACCCUGGGGACAAGGCUGACGUGGGCCGGCUGAGCCCUGAGGCCAAGGCCCGGUCACAGUCGGGGAUCCUGGAUGGGGAAGGUGCUGCCUGGGUGGCGCCGGGCGAAGAAAGUCGGUGCCUGGGCCCCGCACAGCCCGAGGGUCCCCUGCACUCCGGCGCCCCCCGCUCGCCCAGCGGCCUCCGUCCCCGGGGUUACACCAUCUCUGACUCGGCCCCGUCGCGCAGGGGCAGGACGGCGGAGAGGGAGGCCUUCAAGAGCAGAGCGGCGGCCCCCAACGCUGAGAAGGUGCCAGGCGUCAACCCCAGCUUCGUGUUCCUGCAGCUCUACCACUCCCCUUUCUUCGGUGACGAGUCCAACAAGCCCAUCCUGCUGCCCAACGAGUCCUUCGAGCGGUCGGUGCAGCUCCUCGACCAGAUCCCGUCCUACGACACACACAAGCUCGCCGUCCUGUACGUCGGGGAGGGCCAGAGCAACAGCGAGCUCGCCAUCCUGUCCAACGAGCACGGCUCCUACCGCUACACGGAGUUUCUGACGGGCCUGGGCAAGCUCAUCGAGCUCAAGGACUGCCAGCCGGACAAGGUGUACCUGGGCGGCCUGGACGUGUGCGGCGAGGACGGCCAGUUCACCUACUGCUGGCACGACGACAUCAUGCAGGCCGUGUUCCACAUCGCCACGCUGAUGCCCACCAAGGACGUGGACAAGCACCGCUGCGACAAGAAGCGCCACCUGGGCAACGACUUCGUGUCCAUCGUCUAUAACGAUUCCGGCGAGGACUUCAAGCUGGGCACCAUCAAGGGCCAGUUCAACUUUGUCCACGUGAUCAUCACCCCGCUGGACUACGCGUGCAACCUGGUGUCGCUGCAGUGCAGGAAAGACAUGGAGGGCCUUGUGGACACCAGCGUGGCCAAGAUCGUGUCGGACCGCAACCUGCCCUUCGUGGCCCGCCAGAUGGCCCUGCACGCAAACAUGGCCUCGCAGGUGCACCACAGCCGCUCCAACCCCACCGACAUCUACCCCUCCAAGUGGAUCGCCCGGCUGCGGCACAUCAAGCGGCUGCGCCAGCGGAUCCGCGAGGAGGCCCACUACGCAAACCCCAGCCUGCCCCUGACGCACCCGCCGGCCCACGCCAGAGCUCCGGCCCAGGCCCCGGUCGAGCCCACGCCCACCUACGAGACAGGCCAGCGCAAGCGCCUCAUCUCCUCCGUGGACGACUUCACAGAGUUCGUGUGAGGCUUCGCGCGGCUGUCGUCCAGGCCGUGGCCGGCCCCUGCCUGCCCCCCAAGUGGCCCAGGAGGAUGGCCCGUGUACGUGAAAUAAACCGC